GUUUACAAUGAAUUUGAUUUGUGUUUUGAGUUCGAAACUUAUUAUGGUAACAAAUUCUUUAGAAGCCGUAUUCAAGUACACUUAAAAUGCAAUUCCUGUAGACUACAAAUCGCAGAUUUUUUCUCUCUGAAAAGUUUGACACUCAAAAAAUGCACUCAUUUCAACAUGAGAAUUUGAGUACGGGUUGUUAAGUGUAUAAAAGCAUUUACUACUCCAACAGGCCCCAUUUUUUCCUUUGAAGAGAGAAUGAGAGAGAGAGAGAGAAUAGCGAAAAUAGUAUAUUACAUUCUAUUAAAAAAAAGAUAAGAACAAAUCCACAGGAAAAGUAUAUUUCCAUCUUUUUAUUUUAUUAUAUUUAUAUCAUUUAUAACAUUUAUAUAAUAAUAAUAAGUAAACAUGAAAUGAUAUUAUGAAUAAUUGAUUUUUGUAUUAAACCAAAUCUAAAUUAGAGGUACAUUGAACACUGACCUCAAGAAAAGAUUAAAAUGGCAAAGUCCAUAUUUUACCAUGCGGCACCCAACUCAAGUGUCAAAUAACAAAGUGAAAUAGAAUUUUUUAAAGGCAAGAUGUCAUCAAGAUUCCGUAAAAGUAUCAUUAGAUGUUUACAGUAGUGUAGAUGGAGAUUUAGAUAAGAGAAGAGUAUCCCUCAAUAUUUUGAAAGGAUGGCAAUGUAAAUCUUGUACUAAUGAAAACUUGAAAUACAUGUAUGUGUCUGACAAAAAAUAUUAAUGUGAAAUAGGAGGCUGCAUUUUUUAAUAGAAAUAAUAGAAUACAUUCACCAAAAAGAACAACGGUCGAACUUUUGCCAAAUGCUGUGCACACUUGUUGCAUGAAUAGGCCGAUGGAUUAGAUGAUCUCGGAACAAUAAAUAAAACCUACUGUAAAGCAAACGUAAUGGUCAUAAUUAGACUUGUUGUAAAGAAAACAAAACAUUCCUAAACUUCUAUACAAUUUGAAAAUUUUACUUUAGCAGAUUGCCUAAAAUAAUUGUCUUUUAGGAAAUAGGUAUAUAUCUUGUCAAAGUGUAGAUAUCAGAAAAUUAUAACUAACUUCAAAAGAUUACACUGCCUUUAAACUUUGUAAAGAACAAGACAAAUGAGUAUAAAUUGUCCAAUAAGUUAGAAAGUUUUCUAAUAAAAAAAUCAGUUUCAAAAAACUAUUGUAUACGUAUGAAUGAGGCUUUAUAAUUUGUUAAUAGUUUCUUGAAAAAUGCAGUUGUUUAUUGUGGUAGAUAAAAAAAAAUAUUAUUAUCAAAUUAUCUCGUUUUUGGGAAACUCUACAAUGUUAAAACCAGGUCAAUAGUUGGAAUAAUUUUUAAGCCUGCUAUUUUCGAUUUUUGUUAAAACUUUCUGUUUCCUUUUAAGGUUCCGUUUCAUAUCCUUUUCACAGGCCUGCGUGACUAUUUGCUAACUUAAUUUAAUUACAGGGCUUAUUUCUUUCGAGACAAACAUUGUUCGGUGAUAAAACAAUGAAUAUUGUAUCUAUAAAUUCUUUUGAGAUUUUAAUUCUUUAUAUAUUGAUAAGCAAUGCAUGUCAAAAUGGCAACGAAAAAGGAACUUGCACAUGUUCCGGGUAUUUUUACGACGGGGAUUCGAAGGAAUGUAAAGAGUGUCCGGCUGGAUACAUGGGUCUAAAUUGUUCGAUAACAUGUCGUUACCCUGGGUUUGGGAAACAGUGUCAGGAAGGAUGCAAAUGUAAUGCAGAAUAUUGCGACUUCCGGAGUGGUUGUUUUAAUAUGUCUAUUGAGAAUGCAACCAAUUUAAAGGUGAAGAAAUUGUCAUCUUACUCUGGAAUAAGUGUCAUGGGAUCAAUAUCCAUAAUAACGAUAAUAAUAAUAGCGAAAACAUUUGUGUUCUUUCUAUUUUUGAUUUUAACAAGAAUUCUAAUUCUCCAUCUAAAGAACAAAAAUAAUCCAAGUCAAACAAAUGUUGCAGCUUCUGUCCUUGUGGAAAAUGAUUGGCACAAUAUGGAUGUCAAAUGUCCUUCAGGUUUACCUGCAAAAAUUCUAACAAAGGCAGAUGGACAACCUUUCAUUGAGGACUUGCAUACAACUGACAAGCAAAUUGGAAAUUGCGGAGAGAGAAAUUCGGAGAAAAAGACAACCGAUGUUCUGGGAAACGAUUUUGAUAAUACAGACACAAGGGAUGGAGAUAAUGUGUAUAUGUUUACAUUUGCAUCUUUUGGAAGUGAGAUGAUUGGGAAUUCAGUUCAUGCAUAUUCUACACUUCAGAACAGCUAUAUUUGCCAUUUUUUAGCGUUCACAUCUAAAAUGUAUCUAACAAAACUUUGUCUUUUUUAUUUAACUGUUAUGUAUAAUAUUUAUACAGUCAGCGGUCGAUGCCAACCGAACAAAAAGAAAGAUUGCAAAGAAUGUCCCUUGGGUUAUAUAGGUGUGAAUUGCUCAAUUCCGUGUAGAUACCCAGGUUAUGGCCCUGCAUGCCAAAAUGUAUGCAACUGUAAGGAGGAAUAUUGUGACUUUUCAACAGGAUGCAAAGAGAGAAGAGUCCACCUUCCCAUUCAAAAAGGCCUUAAUGCAGUUGUGCAAAAUCGUAUGUAUCCAGCCAGAGAGAUGACUGAUUUGAAACCUGGGGAGGAUCUUCAAUCAGUUCCAAAACAAGGUA
This is a messenger RNA of Saccostrea cuccullata (small rock oyster), 2621 nucleotides long. RefSeq lists its product as uncharacterized. Gene Ontology annotation, molecular function: scavenger receptor activity. The annotation marks the transcript as partial. The transcript is spliced from 8 exons. Lineage: Eukaryota; Metazoa; Mollusca; Bivalvia; Ostreida; Ostreidae. The record is from RefSeq and is a predicted model, not a curated record.